UGCGCGGUUGUGUUGUGUACACUGUACAUUGUAAUAAAAUUAAUUUUGCUCAUUUAUAGCGUUCUUUAGACGGUUUUAUAUAGUGAAAUAAUCUCAAAUACUAAUAGCACGUGCUCUAAAUAUUGCUCUUCAUGUAAUAACAAGGUUAGCUAACGUACAAAGUAUCGCAAUAUCCAGAAGGCUGUUGCCGUUUUGGAGGUUGAAAUCUGCUGUUUUGUGGAAUACAAAUUAGUUUUUGAGUGAAUAUUAAUUAAAUUGAGCCGCGAAGAUGGGUAUGCCGCACAUCACCAGCUUCUGCUGCUGCCUGGGGCUGGAGCAGGGAUCGCGGCUGGUCGGCUACCUGCAUCUGCUGAUCUCUCUCGGUCUGAUGGGCACGGCGUCGUGGUUCGCCGCCAACCUGAAGCCGUUUGUCGGCACCGUGGAGGACGAGCCCGACCACACGUAUGCCACGUGGUACAAGAUCGCCGUCGCCGUCGCCGUGCUGACGCUGCUGCAUGUCGCGCUGGCGUUGACGUUGCUGUAUGGAGUUUAUAAGCGCAACACGAUCGCACUGCGCGUGUGGGUGUGGGCGGUGCUGGCGCUGGCGGGGGCGGCGCUGCUGUACGUGGCGGUGUCGGCGGCGCGCGGACUCAACUACACCGGCUCAGAUAUCUUCCUGCAGUUCCUGUACGGGGUCAUCUUUUUCGGUUGUCUGGCGUACUGCAUCCUGUGCGUGCACAGCUUCUACCUGAUGCUGCGCAGCUGCGAGGACAUGGAGGGUCCCUGCCGGAGUGAAUAUUAGACCCACUGCGUUGGGUGUCCCUCUUCGAAUAGUGUGCUGAGUGCGAAGUAGGGAGCGUUCAUGAAAAUUACUUUUAGCCGGUCCCUAGACGAUCACUUGUAUUGUCAAUGUCACGCUUCAAUUUCAUUGAACAGUUUAUUUGACAAUUAGAAGGCGCGUGAUGUUCAAUAUCAACCCUAGACGGUCAAUAAAUUACGCAAUACGUCAUAUUGCGCAAUAAUGGCCAGACAUGUUACGUUAAGUUAUACGCUUUUAAGGCUAGAGCGGGGGGGGGGGGGGUCAGGAAAUGGUACGAAGGAGAGGUGCUUUAAUCGUUAUACUUGAACGCUACCUUAGUAACUCUAUGGAAGGAAGUAACCUAGAAUUUCACGUCGGUUGUAGUAAAAUACCAGACGAAUUCUAGUUUAUUUCUUGCCGUAAAGUUUGUCUCCCCAAAAACUCGUACACAGCACACAAAACACUCUUUAUCUCAGUCAAUAAGGCUCAGUAUAACUAAAAUGGUGAUCCCCGAAAGACACUGAAAAUUUUAUACUGUACAAUGUUACUGCAGGCAAUGUUUGCUCGGUACUGUAUACUCGGCUGACCAUUUCGUUUACUAAUCAAUGAUUUUUAUUUAUAUUGCUAAUUUUUUACGGUGCUAUGAUAGUUUUUCUCUGUGUAUGCGAGCGAAAGUUGUCAAUUACAAUUUUCGUGAAACUUGUAAUAAAGUGCCAUCUAGUGUUAAUUUGCAACUACUGUUGAACACGUCAAGUUUCAGUUUGAUGGCGCUAAUAAAAUGUUAGUAUAGAGAGGAGUCUGGUG
Aricia agestis (brown argus) is the source of this 1582-nucleotide messenger RNA. RefSeq lists its product as uncharacterized. The transcript is spliced from 5 exons. The record is from RefSeq and is a predicted model, not a curated record. Bases 269 to 781 code for a protein of 170 amino acids. NCBI's taxonomy places the organism in Eukaryota, Metazoa, Arthropoda, Insecta, Lepidoptera, Lycaenidae.